AUACUGACUUGAAAAAAAAAGGAAUAUGUCUUUUCUGUAUUUCAUAAAUUAAUAUGAUUUCCAUUGAUCUUGAUAAUGGAUAGUUUGCAGUUCUUUCUUUUCUUUGAAUGGCGGCAGAAAGGAUAUUUAAAGCUCGAGUUUUCGCGCCAAAGUCUCCAAUGGGUCUAAGAAUCUGUCAUGUUGCUUUCUUAAGGUUCCUAUACCAGAGUAUAUUGUGUUUCUUGCCGCUAAGAAUGGAAGCUUAACACGGAAGGCAAAGAGGAAAAAAAGGGAGAAAAAAGAAAUCACGUAAGUGCUGAUUGAUUUGGCUUCUUGUCAAAGGUCACCAAUCAGUCCUCUUCAUGACCAUUUGAUAAAACUCCAUCGCUCUCCUCAGACAACAGCAGCAUCCUGACAUCUCUCCUCGGCAAUUAUCGGCGAUUCGAGAAGCGCCAUGACGGUCUCGCACAAAGAAAAAAAGGAAUCCCUUGCGGAUGAGCCAAAAGAGUUUACUGACAUUAUUGGAGGUCAUGGGCGUUUCCAAAUGACUAUAUUCAUAUUUUGCUUUUUCUGUUCUGCACCACACUGUUUCCACAAUCUCAUCAUGACUUUUUUCGCACCCAACAUGGACCAUUGGUGCGCACGACCUCCAGAAAUUAUUGCAGCAAAUAUAUCAGUAGAAGAAUGGAAAAAUCGUAGUAUACCUAUUGUGAAAGGAAGAACAGAGCUUUAUGAGUCUAGUCAUUGUACUAUGUAUCCCAGCACAAUCCGAAAUGGUUCUUUAUAUUCAAACAUUAACGAAGAACCCAUAAAAUGUACUGCUUGGGAAUAUGAUAAUUCAUUCUACAAAGACACUAUGGUAGAUCAGUGGGAUCUAGUAUGUGAACGCGAAUGGUUAAUCCCCAUAGCCAAAACGGUUUAUAUGGUUGCCUUCCUCCUCGCUGCAACAUUAUGUGGUCAACUGUCAGACAAAUUCGGCCGUCGUAAAACUAUGAUUGGUUGCCUCGUCGUGUUCUUGAUAGCUGCCUCCCUUACUCUCUUAUCUGUGAAUUUCAUCAUGUUCUUAGUGUUCAGAUUUUUCGUGGCUCUGGGACUCACUUCUGUGUUUACUAUUUCAUAUGUCAUCCUUGCGGAGAUUGUUAGUGUGGAGUACCGUUCAAUUUACUGUUUCACAUUUAAGUAUGGUUGGGUAUUUGCCUAUAUGUUGAUGCCAUACAUAGCCUGGCUUAUACCCAGCUGGUUCUGGUUACAGUUAGUCUUCACUCUACCUUGGUUGACUCUCUUGAGCGUUUUUUGGAUUGUUCCCGAGACGCCGCGUUGGUUAAUAACCAAAAGAAGGUUUUCAGAACUUGAAAAGGUGCUCCUUUAUGCAGCUGAGAGAAAUGGCAAGGAUAUGAAAGAGGCCAAGGCUGCUAUUCAUCACUUCAUCACCAAUCACCCACAGAUUGAUGAAAAGAAAGGUGAUGAGACAGUAUUGGACUUGUUGAGGACACCAGCAUUGAGAAAAAAUACAAUUAAUAUAUAUUUCUGUUGGUUCAUUAUUUCCUACAUCUAUUAUGCUCUCUCCUGGAAUACCAAUGACCUAGGAGGGGAUCCUUACUGGACAUUUUUUAUAUGUGGAUUCGUGGAAUUGCCGGCGGGGUUUAUUUUCAUGUUUAUCUGCAGAUAUGUUGGACACCGAACCGGUCUUUUGAUUGCAAAUGUUCUGGCCGGACUUUGCCUCCUAGCUGUGAUUUUUGUUCCUGCUGAUAUGGUAUGGUUGACCAUCUUCUUUUCAAUGGCUGGAAAAUUUUUCAACUCUGCUUCUUUUGACACUGUCUACAUCUACACAGCUGAGAUCUUUCCUACAGUAGUUAGAAACGUAGCAGUAGGAUCUAGUUCCACGUGGGCGAGAAUUGGUGCAUUAGUUGCUCCUUUCAUACGUCAAGUGGCAGAUGUCACUCAUCAUUCGGUACCUAUGGCAGUUCCAGGAUGCUUGUCUGUUAUCAGUGGACUCUUGAUGCUUCUGCUUCCUGAAACAUUAGGGAAGAGACUUCCUGAUACCCUAGAAGAAGGGGAGACAUUUGCGAAGAAGCUUGAUAUCCUUUCAAAGGGCGAAAAGCACAACGGCGUUAGCAAUGGUAUCGAAAUGGGAGAGAGAGACACGAAAAGUUCCGACUAGUCUUAAAUUAUAAAAUAAAACAAAGUAAAGAAAAGGAA
Messenger RNA from Argiope bruennichi, 2178 nucleotides. Its product is annotated as organic cation transporter protein-like. The transcript has 13 exons. Gene Ontology annotation, biological process: transmembrane transport. Gene Ontology annotation, cellular component: membrane. The coding region runs from base 434 to 2140 and encodes 568 amino acids. NCBI's taxonomy places the organism in Eukaryota, Metazoa, Arthropoda, Arachnida, Araneae, Araneidae. Gene Ontology annotation, molecular function: transmembrane transporter activity. The record is from RefSeq and is a predicted model, not a curated record.